Messenger RNA from Ilex paraguariensis (yerba mate), 1209 nucleotides. Lineage: Eukaryota; Viridiplantae; Streptophyta; Magnoliopsida; Aquifoliales; Aquifoliaceae. The record is from the annotation of a GenBank genome assembly.
AUGGGGUCGGCGUUGCUAUCAGAUCUGGCGACGGAAAUCAUUAUUCCGGUUUGUGCUUUGAUCGGAAUAGUGUUCUCACUGGUCCAAUGGUUCAUUGUCUCCCGCGUGAAGCUCUCGCCCGAGCGAGAUUGUUCGGCUCUGAACAACAACAAGAAUGGGUACAACGAUUACUUGAUUGAAGAGGAGGAAGGUAUCAAUGAUCACAACGUUGUCGUCAAGUGCGCCGAGAUUCAGAAUGCUAUCUCUGAAGGUGCUACAUCCUUUUUGUUUACUGAAUAUAAGUAUGUGGGUGCUUUCAUGGUUGCAUUUGCAAUUCUAAUCUUCCUCUUCCUCGGCUCUGUUGACAACUUCAGCACAAGGAGCCAUCCCUGCACCUACAACAAGACAAGAAUGUGCAAGCCGGCACUUGCCACUGCCUUUUUCAGCACUGUAUCCUUCUUGCUUGGUGCUAUCACCUCAGUCCUGUCUGGCUUUCUUGGGAUGAAGAUUGCUACCUAUGCAAAUGCAAGGACAACCUUAGAAGCCAGAAAAGGUGUUGGGAAGGCUUUCAUCACUGCAUUCAGAUCUGGUGCAGUAAUGGGUUUUCUCCUUGCUGCAAAUGGUCUUUUGGUGCUUUACAUUGCCAUCAAUCUUAUCAAGCUGUAUUAUGGCGAUGACUGGGAAGGACUCUUUGAGUCGAUCACUGGCUAUGGCCUUGGUGGAUCAUCCAUGGCUUUGUUUGGAAGAGUCGGUGGAGGUAUCUAUACAAAGGCUGCUGAUGUUGGCGCUGACCUUGUAGGAAAAGUGGAAAGGAACAUUCCAGAAGAUGACCCAAGAAAUCCAGCUGUGAUUGCUGAUAAUGUUGGUGAUAAUGUUGGGGAUAUUGCUGGAAUGGGGUCUGAUCUUUUUGGCUCUUUUGCCGAAUCAUCCUGUGCUGCACUUGUUAUUGCUUCCAUCUCCUCUUUUGGAAUAGAUCUUGACUUUACUGCAAUGUGUUAUCCCUUGCUCAUUAGUUCAGUUGGAAUCCUUGUAUGCGUGAUAACCACCCUCUUUGCAACUGACUUUUUUGAAAUCAAAUCUGUCAAGGAAAUUGAACCAGCGUUGAAAAAACAGCUCAUUAUCUCCACUGUUCUUAUGACUGUGGGUGUUGCAAUUGUUAGCUGGAUUGCCUUGCCCCCAUCUUUCACUAUCUACAAUUUUGGAGAUCAGAAAGUUGUGAAGAACUGGUAA